This is a messenger RNA of Cetraspora pellucida, 855 nucleotides long. The record is from the annotation of a GenBank genome assembly. Lineage: Eukaryota; Fungi; Glomeromycota; Glomeromycetes; Diversisporales; Gigasporaceae.
UUUGGUGCUUCUGGCACACUUACCAAUGUUGCUAAAGGAACUCCCAAAAUUACUAGGUUUUUUGGGCCUUCAACAACUAAUAGUGGUAAUAGUAAAAGUGAGGAUAGUGAUAAUAAUGAAAGAGAAACAAGGAUGUUAAUUAGCUUAAAAACAGCUAAAAGAUGGUUGAACAUUUUAGGUUGUCAAUUUAAAAAUACUGAAAGGGUCUUAGAGCAAUGGAUGGUAAUAUAUAAAGAAAAAAAAAUAGAAUCUGUUCUACCAAUGCUUAGAGAGAGCAAGCAAGAGCUGAUGUUGGUCACUUAUGAUGAGUGUAUUUUCUAUGCAAAUGAUGCAAAAAAAGAAAUCUGGGGAAUGGCAAGCAAUAAUAAAGUGCGUUGUUAUCUUACAUCUAGUAAAAAUGAUAAGGAUUACUGGACAAUUAAGCAUUUAUUAAAACAAAUCAAAGAAAAGGCCAUUCUUAUUUUUAAAGCAAAGUUUUCUGGUGCAACAGCUGUCUUCGCUUUUGAUAACAGUAUGAAUUAUGCAGCAUUUGCAAAAGAUGCCCUUAUAGUACAAAGAAUGAACAAAGAGCCCAGAAGGAAGCAAAGUAUUAUGUGGCCAACAACUUUUAUUGAUAUUAAUAGCCAAUACUUUGUUAGUCAAAAAUCUGUCAUUGUAGAAUUAAUCAAAGGUGUAGCUAAAAGAUAUGCAAGAGAUCACUGUGAUUAUACAUGGACUGGCUUGCAAAAAAUUGUUUUACAAGUGCUUGAGUUGUUAUACUAUAAAGGAUUAACUAGAAAGUUAGCAGAAUAUGUGUAUAAAAAAUUCAAGUUCCAUAGAAGAGUUCCUCAAGAUGAAUUAGGUUCAUUUAUAUGA